UGUAAGAAUACACGGACAAGUUAAUGAAGCUGAAUGGAGUUGCAUUUAAAAUGAAUCACUGCACUUCAUGCUCAGAAUUUGACCUGAUUUAGAGAUGAGAGUAAAACUUAGGGGGGGUGGACUGUCCUUGUGUUUGCCUCUCUUAACAGUGUUUUUGCUUUCUGCAGAUGCAUCUGGUUUUGGUCAGUGUCAGACUGAGGACAUUAAAAAGGAUCGUCUUCUGCUCUGAUCCAGCUUGAGUUAAUGCCAGCAUAUAAGCUAUUGAAAGGAUAGAAAAUAGUUUCCACGCAUGAAAAUGUGAAGUAGAAUGCAGACAGUGGAUUUCAACCUGUGGUCCUCAAGACCGCUGUGAGUUUGUGACCUGUUCAUAAAGACUCACAGCAGGUAAGUGAGAAAAGCAAAUCUCUUGCUAAGAUUCAGUUUCAUAAGAGCUUGUACCUCCAUUGAAAAUUUUAGGGGAUGACCGCAUGAAAAAAAAAGUUUGAAAGCACUGCUGCAUACAAAGAAGGCCAGUUGCAGCUGCCAAACAAAUGUUUCUGCUGCUGAAGUAGCUAUGGAUUGAUGCAAACUUUCUUCUCUGCUCUUUUAUAAGACGUGGAUGACUAGGAGCAUGAAACUUAGCUGGGGCCCCUCCUCACACAGAGUUCUUAUGUCUAUGCAGGAUAAAUGAGGAUUGUAGAAAGCUGUGAGUUUGCUUGUUUUGUUCUGUUUAGUCUUCCACAAGAGCCUAUGCCUGUACUCACAGAGCAGGGGAUGGCUGUCUUGAGGUGCCUUUGUGGCCAUCCAAGAUGUACCUCUAGGCAGUGGGGUGUCAUUUCCUGAUGGAGAAGGCAAAGGAGGCUGCCAUGUUGCUGAUCUUCCCUGGUACCUCCCAAGGGAAGGGCAGGCACUUAAGGUGCAGUUCUAGACCUGAAGGUGGCUCCUCCAUUCCGAGCUCCGGCCCCUCACAAACAGAGCGCGGGGCAACGCUGUGCAGUUACCAUGGAGACGCUGCUGGUGCUGGUGGUGCUGCUGGGCCUGGUGGGGUGCUCCACCACCCCUGAUGAUGAGCCUGGGCCACUUCGUGUCACCGGUGUGUGGGUGACAGUGCCACGACAGCUGAGCCCCCGGGCUGAUACCAACCCCCUGACUGUCUCCUACUGGCUGGAGGUGCAGGGGAGGCCACAGGUCCUGCGCCUGCGGCCCAGGAAGGGCCUGGCCUCCCAGCCUUUCACUUUGGUCACCUAUGGCGAGGAUGGGGCACGUCGGGAGGAGCAUGUCUACGUUCAGGACAAUUGCUUCUAUCAAGGUGAGGUGCAGGGAAGUCCCGGCUCCCUGGUGGCCCUCGGCACCUGCGGCAGGGGCCUCCGUGGAGUGCUUUGGAUGGAAGGCAGCACCUACGAGAUCGAGCCCAUCCCUGAUGAUCCAGCCUUUCAGCAUAUGCUCUACCGCAUGGAGGCAGACAGCGACCCUAUGGGCCCCACGUGCGGGCUGACCCCCACAGAGCUGCAGUACCAAAAGACUGUGCUGCCCUGGCUUCAGGCUCCACGAACAGAGGAGAAGUACAUGCUGAAGGACUGGUGGACACAUACCAGGUAUGUGAAGUUAGUAGUGGUCGUGGACAACGUGCGGUUUGUGAGGUCAGACAGGAAUGAAUCCAAAGUCUUGAGGCAAGUCCUCGAAGUUGUCAAUAUUGGAGAUUCUCUGUAUGACCAGCUUUCUGUUCAACUGUUCCUUGUUGGACUGGAGAUUUGGACCAAAGGCAAUCUUAUAAACAUUACUAACUCUGUAAACAAGGCACUUUCAGACUUUAACAAAUGGCGAAAAACAGACCUAUAUCCACGGAUGCGCCAUGAUGUUGCUCACUUAUUUGCAUUUCAGGGCUUUGGAAAAAGCCUGGGAUUGGCAUAUCUGGGGUCCAUAUGUGACAGGCAGUGGUCAGCAGCAGUUGAUUCCUUCACCAACAGGAGGCUGUCUUCAUUUAUUGUCACAUUUGUCCAUGAGCUGGGCCAUAAUCUUGGGAUGCGUCAUGAUGAACGGCACUGUAAAUGCAGGCGGAAGAGGUGCAUUAUGUACGAAAGUGAAUCUGACACCGACGCAUUCAGUGACUGCAGUUACAAAGACUACUUUGAUCUGCUUGGGAGUGGUGGUAGCUGCCUGCGUCAAUCACCAGCACUUGGCAGCUACUAUACUCUGAAGCGUGAAUACUGCGGGAAUAAGAUAGUAGAAAGUGGAGAGCAGUGCGACUGUGGUUCAAAAUCAGACUGCAGAAACGAUCCUUGUUGUCACCCUAACUGCACGUUGACUGAAGGUUCAGUUUGUGCUUCUGGAAAAUGUUGCAAGGGCUGUCAGAUCCUUCCAGCAGGAACACUCUGCAGAGCACGUACCGGUAACUGCGACCUGCCGGAGUACUGCAAUGGGACCUCGCCUUGGUGCAAGCCAGACCUGUAUGUACAAGAUGGAGCCCCUUGCGAAGAUGGUGCCUAUUGCUACAAAGGAAAAUGUUCUUCCCACGGUAAACAAUGCAAGCAUCUUUUUGGCAAACAAGCCAGGCCCGCUCCUUUAGAUUGCUUCAAAGAAGUGAAUAGUCGAGGUGACCGUUUUGGAAAUUGUGGUAUUCGUAACGGUAUUCAUUUUACUAAGUGCAGUGUUGAGGAUGCCUUAUGUGGUAGGCUACAGUGUGAAAAUAUACCCAAGUUGCCCUCUUUGCAGAACCACAUAACAGUCAUCCAAACCCCUGCCAGAGGUAAAAAGUGUUGGGGUCUUGACUAUCACACAGGGAUGCCUGUAGCUGACUUGGGGGCUGUGGAAGAUGGCACGAGGUGUGGCAGCAACAAGAUUUGUAUUGACAGGACAUGUACCGAUAUUUCAGUGCUGAAUUAUGAUUGUAACAUAACAAAGUGCCAUAACAGAGGAGUGUGUAACAAUCUUAGGAACUGUCACUGCGAGUAUGGUUGGGCUCCUCCAUAUUGUGAGCGGGAAGGAUUUGGAGGUAGCAUCGACAGCGGGCCCCCUCCAUCCAAGCAGCUUUUUCGGAGGUCAAGAAUAGGAGUAGUUGGCCUUGUUUUUCCUGUUGUUCUUGGAGUUAUUCUUGUCAUAUAUUAUAAAAAGGAAAUAGGGGAAUGGUUUAUGAGGAUAAGGCCUGAUUCCACAGAAGGAGUUAGUGGUUGUUUCAAAUACUGCAAAUGCCAGUAGUUGCUAUAUAACACCUACUGCUGAGACAAAAUCUACUACCGUGCACUUCGCAAAGACCAACAAAGCUCUGGCUUUGGAUGCUCCUAAGAAAAUCUCCUAAGGAAGUCAGCAGAGCCCGCUGAUACCUUAUUGAAAUAAUUCAACACAUUCUGAGUUGUUAUAAUCCAAUACAGCAUUGUGAAACAGAUUAAAUGUUAUCUCUGUUUAUUUUAAGUUAAUAAAUGCAGGCAAUAAGGUAUGCUGCUCUCGGUUUGUACCUUGGGUUCUUAAAAAUGAAGCGCUCAGUGAGCGGUGAGUAUGCAGUGUAUGUACUGCUGGGUCCUCCAGAGAAGUGCUGUGGAUUUUACUGCUGCAAGAACAAGCAAUCUAUGAGGCUGCACAAGUUCAGUGCACUUCUAAAAUAGGGCUGUUCUGCAGCUCUCCUAGCCUCACAACUCCUGUGCUAUUUGACAGAUGCUUUAUAUCUGCCUACCUCGGUGCCUUUCUCUUGUUUUACUCUGUGAUUGCUUUGGGGACUGUUAGCAAAUAUGCUGCCAAAGCUCUACAACGUGUCGCACAGAAGCAUUUCUUUUAAUAAGAUGUAAAACGUGUCAUUUAUGAGAAAGCAUGAGGGAUCUGGGAACACCGUUCAGUGCUUUAUUGUGUGCAUUAAAGCAAUGUCUAGAACUCUAACGCAGCAGAAAGAAGACGCUGUAUUUUAACAGUGAGAGUUUUAUUCUGAAGGAGGGGCAUUUCUGUAGGAAAGGCCGUAAAACAGUUCACUUGUCUGCUAGCUGAACAAUCGUUGCUGUUGCUGAUUG
Molecule: messenger RNA, 3974 nt
Organism: Lagopus leucura (white-tailed ptarmigan)
Lineage: Eukaryota; Metazoa; Chordata; Aves; Galliformes; Phasianidae
Product: disintegrin and metalloproteinase domain-containing protein 21-like
Exons: 3
Coding region: 982-3174 (730 amino acids)
Biological process (GO): proteolysis; male gonad development
Cellular component (GO): sperm head plasma membrane; plasma membrane; external side of plasma membrane
Molecular function (GO): metalloendopeptidase activity
Source: RefSeq, a predicted model, not a curated record